AUGGAUACUGGCACUUUACCACCUGAAUAUUAUUCUAAAUUAGAAAAGCUGAAAAAAGAAUUGGACGAUGAAGAUAUAACCGAAAAGGGAUUUGAAAAAAAAAAGAAAGCAUUAUUAGAAAACUAUAAAUAUUAUAUUCCAGUCGAUAACAAUAUUUCGUCGAUUUCUUCCGCGCCUACUCUCAAUUUACCACCAUUUGAUUAUGAUAAAAGAACAUCACCUGAUAACAGCAAUAUUCCACAAAAAUUUUACGCUUCGAAUGGAGAAAGUAAUCCAUUACAAAAUUUUGGUUCAGACAAUAAUAACCCUCAACUCAAUCUUUAUCUUGAUGAUGAGAAUCCUUAUUUUCGCAAUCAACACCGUAAUUCAACUCAAACUAGAAUACCUCCACAUGUAAAAGUAUCACCAUCACAUAAUCGUACUCAUAGUGAAAACGACGCAAUUGAUAGUUUUAAGUGGAGGCCUCCCAUAGUAUCGCGAGCAACUGAUCCUAGCCAAUCGAACGUAAAUUUUCUUACAACUCCACCUGUACCAGCUUCUUUAGAUCCCAAUCCUUCACAAUGGGGGAGUAGGUCAUUACCACCUACACCAGGUUAUAUGCCCGUACAACAAGGUUAUAAUCCCUCAUUUCCCUAUCAUUCUUCACCAGCCGGGUAUGGCUCAGGUGUGAGUCGACCAAUGAUGGUGAGACCUAGACCACCAUUACCACUACCACCAUAUCCAAUGCCCUACCCAAAUGGUAUGUAUAGUUCAGUGCAUAGACCAAUACCCGGUCCAAAUGUUAGACCUCAACCACCAAGGCCGGUGCAAUAUAUUCGUCCACUUUUUAAUGAUAAUCCAACGGUAGGAAGGACACAGCAGAUUAUUAACGAUGAGUUGGAUGUGAGUGCGGAAGCUACCAAAGUUCAAGAUGAUAAUGAAUCAAUUAGAUCUAGUACAUCUUAUGCUUUCAAACUGGAUGGUUUAAUAAAUCCAUCUAUACCUAGCAUUGAAAGAUUUACCAAAUCCGAUGAUAAAAUUGGAAUAA
This is a messenger RNA of Scutellospora calospora, 1027 nucleotides long. The record is from the annotation of a GenBank genome assembly. NCBI's taxonomy places the organism in Eukaryota, Fungi, Glomeromycota, Glomeromycetes, Diversisporales, Gigasporaceae.